Molecule: messenger RNA, 4998 nt
Organism: Leptopilina heterotoma
Lineage: Eukaryota; Metazoa; Arthropoda; Insecta; Hymenoptera; Figitidae
Gene: Axn
Product: axin
Exons: 9
Coding region: 1014-3494 (826 amino acids)
Biological process (GO): negative regulation of canonical Wnt signaling pathway
Source: RefSeq, a predicted model, not a curated record
AGAGAGAGAGAGAGCGAGAGAGAAAGAGAGAGAGAGAGUUGAGUUCUCGUCCCGGGUUAUGGUCACUGUUCUCUAGACUUCAGUCUACCCGCGUUCGUUCACUGCACAGGCCGGUCUGAGUUUUUAGUUUCUUCGUCGAAGAAAACACGUUCCUCUCUUCUCGAAGUCAACAAACUCGCGCCCAACUACAAAAAUUAUAUUAGCUUUAUUAUUUUUAAUUUAAACCGGCAACAAGCGUUCCUUUGAAAUACAUUCCAUGCCGCUGAGCAUUAAUAGCUCACAUUCAACGUGUACUUGAGAGUGAAAGAUAAGUGUGAAAUUAUCUAGUGAAGUCUUAUAAGUGAAACCAAAAAAAAAUAAAUACCCGCUAUUUUUUCUCCUCUGCAAUAAUUGUGUAAAAAAAAAUUAUAUAAAUAAGAAUUAUUCUAUUUCACCAAAGAAGAACAAUUCUUUGCUAUUUAUUAAACGUAUUAAAUGGAUUAAGUGGACCAAAAGAAAUAAUUGGAGUUCAGGAAAGAAGAAACAAAAAAUUGUUGAAGAAAUAGAAACGGAUAAAUUGGAGCUGUUGACACUUGAGAUGUUUUAUCGCGAUUGUCGGGAGACAGAAGAGAAGAAAACGUGAAACGUUUGGAGAGUUGUGGAGACGAGGAAGUGUAACGGGGUCUCUCUUUCUCUCUCUCCCGCCUUAAUUACAAGACAUCAAAUGCAAGGGAAUUACGGUAUAACUGUCAGUGUAAUGAUAGUGUCACGAGUCUAUAGUAAUGAUAGUACCUUUUCGAGCACAAAUGUCCAUUUUAACAGGAAAAGUGAGUCUAGGCGAGCGAUUGCCUUGAGCAGCUUACUUUAAAUCGAACACAGCCACGGAGGCAUAUAAAACUCUUUUAUGACGCCGCACCUCUUGUCAUGGAUCAAAGUGAUGCCGAGGUUUGGACCAGCCAUGUCUUGUAGGCGGCGACGUGAAUUGAAAUUCACCAUAGACAGAGAAGACGUACGCGAGAAACGCGUCAGAUAGAAUGAGUGGACCUCGACAGAGUGAAGCUCGCAGCUUCAAUGAAAAAUGUCCAAGGCCACCUGUUCCUGGAGGAGAAACGGAAAAGUUUACUGGCGCUUGCAAUCUUCAAAGUCCAGCAUUAACACCAAGGCGUUCAUCUCUCGUCCGUCCAUCGAUAUCGAGCUAUUAUGACGCUUCCGCACCUUUGGGCUUUGAACCAGAGGGUUCUUGUGGCGCAACCAUCAUGGAGAGCGAUCCACGUCUACCCUGUCUUCAAUGGGCAAAAAAUUUGCACAAUCUUCUACACGAUCCCGAGGGUCUUGAACUUUUUCGAAAAUAUUUGGAUCAGGAAGGGAGACCUCACGUGAAUCCCCUCAAUUUUUGGUUCGCUUGCGAAGGCCUCAAAAAACAACGAGAUGCUAAACAAAUAUACGAACUCAUCAAACUCAUUCAUGGAAGGUUUUUCGUUAAGUCACAGCUACAAAUACCGGAGGAAGUGCGAAAGGAGGCGAAUCGUAGAGUUAAAGAAGGUCUAGUCGAUAAGAUGGUGUUUAAUGUGGCGCAAUUACAAGUUGAACAUCUUAUUAAUGAAACGACAUAUCCGAAUUUUCUGAGGUCCGACACAUACCUACAGUAUGUUCAAUCCUGCCAAAAUCCCGAUCCUGGCGGUUGUCCAAGUCCAGGAUCAAGUCGCGAAAUGUCUCUUUCUUGUGGGCCUAAUACGCUACCAACAUUAUUUGAAGACAGCGAAUUUAUCAGUUCGAUGCAUGUCCCUCAUACAACUAGUUCAACGUCCAUGGAAAUGACUAGAGAAGUGAAAUUAACCGAGGAGGUUCUCAUGCGAACGCAACAAGUCAGAGCAUUGGACUUUAAACGAAAACCCGAAGCUUUUGCUGGCAUUUAUUUACAACCUGGAGCUAAUCCCUACCAUGUAACCAGAAUGCACGCUCAAUAUUCCUCAUACAACCCAGUCUCCAGACAGGAUUCCGAACUGCAAAGUGUGAGCAGCGAUGCUCGCACUGAAUCUGACACAAUGUCACUUAAUGGCUCGUCCAUUGACGGAAUGUCGAUAGGUAAAUCGUUUGCGAGUAAAAAGCAGUACAGUCGACAACAUCGAGCAAUGAAGGAGAGUGCAUCGAAGAAUCGUGAUAAUUUGGAUUCAAUGAUACCGCGAACACAACGAAUGACACGUGACGUGAAUCAGCCGCAAGAUCCCGAAUCGUUUGCACAUCGUUUAAUACAAAAAUUGGAGAUUGUUAAACGACAACAGGAGAAUGGAGAGAGAUUGAGUCGUCAUUUACAGGAUCCUGAGAUGAUGUCAUUUGGUGAGGUGGACGUUGAAUCGAGUGGUGGUCCAUUGACAACGGGAAAUAUUGGCGAUAGUCGGGGAAUAUUUUUCACUGAUCAACUUAGACAAAAUCUAUUUAUUGACGAUGAUAAUGAUCAGGCUAUUCUCGAUCAGCAUGUGUCGCGUGUCUGGGCUGAUUCAACGCCCUCGAGAUCGCCGCACGGUUUGGCAUCGCCACCGCCACGCUUGCCAGAGAGACGACGUCCCCAACACGCCUAUUCACGUUCAAGUAAACAGCGACGGGACAAAGAUGUAUUCUCAACUUUCUCCAUUGACAGUGGUAACAUUCACGAUUUCCCCGAAGGAAGCGAUCUUAUCGGCGCUGGUUCCAUGAGUUCACUUGGCUCACAUUUGCCUAAAUCUAAAUCCGUACCAUCCGAUUAUGCAGAUUCCCUCCAUAAACACGAUUUCUACUUGCAAGGUCGUGAGCAAAGAAUGAAGAAGGCGGAAAUUGCGAGGCGAUCGACAACAAAAAAGUCGUUGACUGAAUUAACUGACAGUGGAGUCAGUGUCCUUAGUGAGGCAUCGUCUCUGCCACGAGAUAGGCGUCUUCUUUCCUGGUUGAAGGACUCGGACAAAGGCUCGGACGUCAAGUACGUUAGACAGCAACUCAAUCUUUAUGGUUCUCGUAGUGGAUCUUUGGAGAGAUCAAAUCAAGACAUGCUCGCUCCCGCUCAACCGUUUGUGGCCGAUCCUGGAAUGCCACCUCUUCCUCAACCGCACACUGAUACACAACUCGAGGAGGCAAAAAGAAGGUUACUUCCUUUAAUGGAAGAUGAUCGAGGACGAGGUAACAAUAGACAGAGAUAUCCUGGCAAUAAACAAGUUUACGAGCAAUCGGCGCAAAGUCCGUCGUGCUCAUAUUCAAAUCAAUCGACACUAAGAAAAACGAAACAAGAGGAAAAAGAUUUUACCACGGUUGUGUUCAAUUUCUGUGACGAACAAUAUCCAUACAGAACAAAAAUACCAGGACGAAAUAUAACUUUAAAGCAAUUUAAAGAAAUUCUCCAUAAGAAAGGCAGCUACAGGUAUUUCUUUAAAACGGAAUGCGAAGAUUUGGACGUGAAAGUGAUUCAGGAGGAGAUAACUGACGACGCUGAAAUUUUACCACUCUGGGAAGGAAAGAUAAUGGCCGAGGUAAAAUCUCUGGAAUAAUUUUUGUUUUUCAAAAGAAAAAAGAAAAAGAAGAAGAAAAGAAAAAGACAAGUAACAAACGUUACAAACAUUUUUUACUAGUUUAAAAAAAGAAAAACAAACGUGUGUUUCGAAAAGUACUUGAACCAUAUUUUUUACGAUUCAACGAAAAAUCAUUUUCUAUAUUUUACGGUAUGUAAAGUAAGCAAUAGAAAAACGAGGAAUCGAAAAAAAAUAAUAUCAGGGUAUCUAAUUUUCUUUUCCCUUUUUGUGAAUAGAAUUCAUUUUUUGUAUACAAUUUCUCUCAAUUCAAAAAAUAAUUGUAGAUUCUUAGAAUGCAAUUUACAAGUUCGAUCUGAAUAUAUCGGUUGAAGUGUAUAAACAAACAAACAAACAAAAAGAAGAGAUUUUUUUCUCUUUUCUUUAUAUUUUACAGAAAUUUUUUUAAUUGCAAGAUAAUUUUUUUACACAUGGGUAAAAUUUUUUAAAUGUCUACCCAAUUAUAAGAUAUACAUAAAAUAUAUAUACAUAUAUAUAUAUAUAUUUGUUAAUUUUUUCAAGGAAGCGAAGAAUUAUUCAAGACUUGACUGUGUAAAUAAAUGUAAUAGUAAUUUUCUUAAAGAAAAGAAAGAAAUCGAUGAGAGACUGAUGAGUGAAAAUUCGCUCAAAACAGUUUUAAAAGAAAAAUCAUUAAAAAUUUCUUCCUCUCGAAGACUUCCCAAUAGUUUUCCAAUCGUCUGUACAAAGCGCCUGAGUAGUUUACCGCCUUAAUAAGGUCUGCGUAGACCCUAGACUAGAAAUAAAAAAAAAAGAGUUUCUAUUGUUCAGAGACAGAACAAAAGUCGAAGUCAACAAAAAAAAAUCGGCUCUUGUCUAAAUCUGUGCAAUGGAACUUGAAAUUAUAGGGAAAAAAAAGUUAUUAUUACAAAUUAGUUUAUAAGAAUAAAGAUAUUAUGUAUAUUAUAUAAAUAUAUAUAUACAUCUGGUUUUUAUAUAUAAUAUAUAUGUGGUAUAUAUUAUAUAUAAGGCGAGAGAUAAUUAUUGAAAAUAAUAAAAAAAAAAAUUGUAACUUACGACUCAUCGUGCCGCCAAUCAUCGUUGACAUUGUAAAAUAUAAUCAUUACAUUAUACAUAAAAGAAACUCGUAUUUGAUACGAAAUAGACUGAAGAUACAUGAACAUGGGAUUUGCGUUAGAGAAAAAACAGAGACGAAUACCGCGGAGGAGGCAUUAGCAUUUAGAACGUAACAAUGCUUUAUCAGGUGCGGAAAAUUGUGCCUUUUUAGUGGAGUAAGGUUGAAUAUUAAGCCUAAAUGAAUCACAAUAUGUCAAAUUUUUUUUGACUUUGUACUCGAAAAAAAAAAAUUGAGGGUCCGUUACCGAGAGGCCAGCCGUGAUCGUACAUAAAUUAUUUUUUUUUCUUCCCCUGCUGUCAGUGUACAUUGUUUAUUAAAUACAUUUUUAAAAUAUGUAUCAAAAAAAGAAAACUUUAAAUUUCCAAAUAUUUUCCGACAAAAAAUUGAUUU